AUGGAAAAUUUACAUAUUGUUGCCAAAAGGGGAAGUGCAUUAGCAAUGGCUUCAAUGGGUGCACCAGGGAAUAAAAAUCCAAUAGAUGUUGUGAACUAUGCUCCUUAUUGUUUGAAGAUACAUGGACAAUAUUAUCAUUUAACAAUAACAGCUAUGCGACCAGAGGAGGGAAAAAUACCACGCUAUGCUCAGCUAUAUUUUUUAGAUGUUGAAGAAGCAGUGAAAUAUAGAAUAAAUUUUAAAACAAAUCAAGGAUGUGAUAAAGAAUUAAUGAAGGAAUUGUCAUGUUUAAUGGAAGAAAGUAAUGAUUUAGUAAAAACGUUCAAGAUGAUGCGUCAAGUAGAACAAGAACUAAAUCCUAAAGGAAAAAAAACGGUGAAUAUAACGUUGUCUUUUAGUAAAGAUCCAAAAAAAGAUCAAAGAAGAUACAAUGCGCCUCAAGCAAACGAAAUAGCAGUGGAUAAACCGAGACUAAAAGAGGUAAUUGAUAAGAUGGUAUGGGCAAAAAUACCAGACGAGAAAAAAUAUCCAGAAUUAAAUGUAAAGGUAUUGAAACAUAUGAUUCAUGGACCAUGUGGAGAUCUAAAUAAAAGAUAUCCAUGCACAGGAGAAGAUGGAAAAUGUUCAAAAGGGUAUCCUAAAGAAUUUUGUAAAGAAACAAAUGCGAAUGGUUUUGAUUGUGCUGCAAUAGAAGUGAAAAAAGGAGAUGGAACAAAAUUAAUCAGAAUAGAUGAAGUAAACUCAUAUCUAAAUGCAAGAUAUAUAAGUACGCCAGAAGCCAUGUGGAGACUGAACGGAUACGAUCUUUUUAUGAAAUCGCAUACAAUAAUAAGAUUAGCAGUACAUUUACCGAAUUGUCAAAUGGUAUAUUUUCAAGAGGGAAAAGAGGAAGAAGCAGCAAACAGAGAAAUCAAUCGAAAUACAACGCUAACAGCAUGGUUCAAACUGAAUCAAGCAGAUGAAAAUGCAUUGCAAAUGCGAUACACAGAUAUUCCAUAUCAUUAUGUUUAUGACAAGAAAGAAACAAAGUGGAAACAACGUGUAAAUAGGGGAGAGAAAAUAAUAUCAAGAUUAUAUACAGUAGGUAUAAAAGAUACUGAAAGAUUUUAUCUAAGACUACUACUUCUGCAUGUAACAGGAGCGAAAAAUUUUGAGGAUAUUAAAACUAUAAAUGGAGUACGUUAUGAAACUUAUAAGGAAGCAGCGAUAGCUAAACAAUUAGUAGAAACAGAUGAUCUAUGGGAAAAAACAAUAGAAGAGGCAAUAGAAUCAAAAAUGCCAGGAGAACUACGAGAAUUAUUUGCAUACAUAUGCAUCUACGGAAACAUAACAAAUGUACCAAUAAUAUGGAAUAAAUACAAAGAAUAUAUGAUUGAAGACUAUGUUAAGAAAAAUAGUGAGAAUCCUGAAAAUAUGGCUUUAAACCAUAUUCAAGAAAUUUUAAAAAAUAAUGAAGUAGCUUUAACAAUUCCAAUUGAUGAAGGUGCAAAAUCAAAUAUUAGAGGAAACACAGAGGCAGCAAGAGAAAUCAUUAAUGCAAAACUAAUCAUAUGGGAUGAGGUGAGUAUGACUGUAGGACAUGCUUUAACAGCAGUAGAUAAACUAUUAAAGGAAUUGAUGAGGAAUGAAAAACCAUUUGGUGGAAAAGUAGUAUUAUUUGCAGGAGAUUUUAGACAAAAUCUACCUGUAGUGCCUCAUGCAAAUAAAGCAGCAAUAAUAGAAUCAACAAUGAAAUAUAAUUCAAUAUGGAAAAAUGUUCGUGAAGUGAAACUCACGCAAAAUAUGAGAACUGCAAACGAAAAAGAAUUUGCAGAUUGGUUGAUAGAACUUGGAGAUGGUAAACGGCUAUUUCAACAAUGGCUUGUUGAUAGCUAUGUAAAAAUAGAAAAAGAUAGAAUUAAUUGGUGUAAAGAAAAUCAAAAACAUUUGAGAGUGGAAAAGCACCAAGGACUGAUUGACUAUUUAGAAAAAAAGUGGCUGAUACUAAUGUUUAUAUUGGACGUGUAA
Monomorium pharaonis (pharaoh ant) is the source of this 2007-nucleotide messenger RNA. RefSeq lists its product as uncharacterized. Lineage: Eukaryota; Metazoa; Arthropoda; Insecta; Hymenoptera; Formicidae. Gene Ontology annotation, molecular function: DNA helicase activity. Gene Ontology annotation, biological process: telomere maintenance; DNA repair. The record is from RefSeq and is a predicted model, not a curated record. The transcript has 6 exons. The coding region runs from base 1 to 2007 and encodes 668 amino acids.